Molecule: messenger RNA, 1997 nt
Organism: Bactrocera oleae (olive fruit fly)
Lineage: Eukaryota; Metazoa; Arthropoda; Insecta; Diptera; Tephritidae
Product: trypsin-3
Biological process (GO): proteolysis
Molecular function (GO): serine-type endopeptidase activity
Source: RefSeq, a predicted model, not a curated record
UUUCUAUAUAAAUAUACGGUUCUGGCCGAGAACAGUGUAGGUAUGAUAAACCCUUACCAAACUUCUCCAAAACGUCUUCAAUACUGCUUUAGAACCAACAUUUCCAGGAACACUCCUUUUGAACUGUACUGUCAUAAUAACGAAAUUUACUUUUAUUUUUAAAAGGAACACCCCAUAUUCAUUGGGGAUUGCGAUUGCUCAAAUAACAUAUUGCUCAAUGUAGAUAUGUACAUAUGUAUACAUAUUGUAUAUAUGUAUGCAUACAUAUAUAUUGUAUGUAUGUAUUGCUUUAGAUACUUAAGUGGUCAUUGACAUUUUUUGCACUUAUGCAAGUUAAGAUCUUGAUCCACAUAGAUUCGUUAUCUAGCGCUAAAAUCUUUGACCUCUCGCCUCAAGUGAUUGUCUAUGACGGGCACCCCUGCGUGGAUAGAGAUAAGACCAACUUUUAUUGAAUUUUAAUUGCUCGAUGUGAUGCAAUUGAUAUCGAAAAUCGUGAAUCACAUAAAUGCUUUACGAUAAAUUGGAUAUAAAAGCCCGAUGUAACAACAGUAAUGGCAGUCGAAAAGUUGGGAACCCACUCAAAAGUAUUUGCAGAAAAUAAUACGCUUAAACACUUAGCAUGCUUCUUUAUUAUAUUACACUGCUAGGAUUGUUUGUAGUCAUUACGAAUGGUGCAAUGUCCACCAAUCGAUUGUAUUCAUUGGAUGGACGUAUCGUUGGCGGUGAAAGUACUAACAUAAAAAAGCACCCAUAUCAGGUUUCGGUUCUCCAAUACGGUUCACAUAUCUGUGGUGGUUCAAUAUUGCAUACUGGUAACAAUAAAACCGCUGGAUUUUUUGUGAUCACAGCUGCACAUUGUGUUAUACCCUCCAAGCCACAAAAUUACGCUGUAAAAUUCGGAAUAUCAUUGCUAAAUCAACUCAGUCAAAUGGCGCUCGUCGAUAUCAUUGUACGCCAUAAGGACUACAACCCAAUCACCUCAGACUAUGAUAUUGCCUUAAUUAAGCUACAAAAUCAAAUUCCGUUCAGUACCACGGCACAACCGAUACGCAUGUCCAGCGCAGUUCCGAAGGUUGAUACAGCUGCUGUUGUCACCGGUUGGGGUAGCACAAGUGAGAAUGGACCAUUAGCGCUCACGUUGCAAGCAGUCACUGUGAAGGUGGUGGAUACUAAUGAAUGUACAAAACAGUAUGCGUCAUAUGGUGGUAUAACGGAGCGCAUGUUAUGUGCUGGUGUGCCUAAAGGUGGUAAGGACUCAUGUCAGGGUGACUCUGGUGGACCAUUGGUGGCUGAUGGGGUACAAAUCGGUAUUGUUUCUUGGGGUGUUGGUUGUGCCAAACCCAAUUUUCCAGGUGUUUACAGCAAUGUGUCAAAUUUAUAUUCCUGGAUACACAAAAAUGUUAAAAAACUGGAAGCCGCAUAGCGUAGUAUAAUAAAAAAAAAUUAUAGGAUAAAAAUAAUUUUUUAAUGGUUUGGAUAGUAGUUUGACUGAGUAAACUCGCUCAUGGUGCCGAUCUCUGUACGAACCUCCUUGUAUCAAUAAUGGUAUUAUUUUUAAGUUUUCAUACUCUUUAGUGUCAUUUAACUAUAUGGUAAAGUUUCUCUUUUGGCACGUGGAUGAUCGAAAUUGUUCAUUGGAACUAACGAAUAUGACAAACGAUCCCAUCGAACUAAUGCAACGGCUCAACUUCAUUCAUUCAAACUGCCAAUCAAUUAAUAUACUUAGAAGUAACUGAUGAGAGGGCCUAUAGUGAGCUUGGCGUACAAGAUGAGUCUCAUAUGCUCUGAAAAUAGCAAACGGAUACAAAUUUUCGAAAACUUCCAUACGGAAUGUUAAGCAGAAUUUAUUAUUUUUAUUUUUAAUAACUCCUUCACCAAAAAACUGGCAUAAAUAAUAAUAAAAAAUGUUAAAACGUAUUUAUCACAAAAUAUUAAUAUUAAUAAUAUAGUAUUGAUGUGUAAUAUAUGAAGUAAAUAUAUAUAUGAUAUUUAAAUUA